Messenger RNA from Aspergillus wentii DTO 134E9, 2907 nucleotides. Its product is annotated as Zn(II)2Cys6 transcription factor. The transcript has 3 exons. Gene Ontology annotation, molecular function: DNA-binding transcription factor activity, RNA polymerase II-specific; DNA binding; zinc ion binding. Lineage: Eukaryota; Fungi; Ascomycota; Eurotiomycetes; Eurotiales; Aspergillaceae. The record is from RefSeq and is a predicted model, not a curated record. Gene Ontology annotation, cellular component: nucleus. Bases 1 to 2907 code for a protein of 968 amino acids. Gene Ontology annotation, biological process: DNA-templated transcription; regulation of DNA-templated transcription.
AUGUCGGACUACUAUGUUGGACCCUUCGGCCGUAUGUUACCUGUCGAUGGUUCAGCCCCGGAGCGCGACCAAGACCGCCCAGCUAACUUGCCAGCGCCGACAACCCAUCCAUACCAGCUUCCACCCCCACGGACGUCAGGGCCUUUACCGUUUCUGGAUGUGUUUCCUCGCCAGCGAGAGCCGGGAGAGAGAAGCGAUUCCGGAGUGGGAUUGUACCCCAAGGACGCGGUUCCGCAACCGAAUGGGAAUAAGCAGCUCCCUUCGGUUAGCCAGCUGCUGAUUCCUCCGUCUCAUUCAAGUCCACCAUCUCCUUACCAACCACAGACCUAUAGGUCGCCCACGCCCAACACCGAGUUUCGUGAAUCUCCACACUCGCUCCGUCCAAAUGAUAUUGGAUUUGGCUCCAGGUUACCCCUGGGCGCUAUGCACGACCGGGUCAAAGGGCAUUCGGAUCCCUUUCCACGAAGGCCGUCUGGAAAUCUACCCCCAAUCACCCACGUGUCCAGUCAUAGCCAGGAUUUCGAAACACCACCACAUCAUGCAAUGCUCGGCAGCUCGCCGAUCCAAUCAUAUCAACAUGGCCCGCUUGCAUACAAUGGUGUCAUGUUUCACGACCAGGGACCCCGUGGAGAAAUGUCCUCGGCAGAGGGCACGUCGGGAAUCGUAACUCCGACUCGGUCUCAGGUGCCCCGGGUGCGCCCCCACGUGGUUGACGAGAGGUACAUUGAUGGAGAGGGCUUGUGUUACAUCUACGCGGAUGGAACACAUUGCCCUAAACUCAUUGAUGGCGUACAUGUCAACGCGAAUUGGGGUAUCACCAAAGCGGGAAAGCCGAGGAAGCGGUUGGCACAGGCAUGUUUGACAUGCAGAGAGAAGAAAAUCAAGUGCCAGCCAAACCUUCCCAAAUGUGACCAAUGUCAAAAGUCUGGGAGGGAGUGCAGAUUCGAGAGCGCGCCUCGCGGCAAUCGCACAGCUAUGAAAGCCUCUCACCUUGCAGGUCGAUACGAUUCGCGAGACGGUGUUUCCCCUAGCAGUUAUACGCCUUCCGGCCCUUCUAGUUCGAUAUACUCCGCUGUACCAGCUUCAGAAAGCUCAACAUCACUCCCGGGUACCAACGGCCAGUCCCCUAUAUCAGACGGCUCAAUAGUUGCACCUUUUGCCGGAGAUGGUGCUCAGGAAAGGAUGGACGUUGAACAAUCAUACAAAACAAGGUUUCCAGGGCUGAGCGGGUCCUCUGCGUUUGACGAUUCCUCAAAACGCCCCAUGGAUGAAGCCCAUGUAUCACCCGACUACGCAGAGAUUUUGAUGGAAGUAAAGGACAUCGGCCACGAAAAUCCACUCGUAAACGACUGGAAUACGGAUCCCUAUGAAGCCGACCCUGAAUCAACGAUGCAUUAUAUUGAAAGCUACUUCACACAUGUGAAUGGUGGUCUUCAUUACAUGUUCCCCAAGGGGCGGUUCUUUCUGUGGCUUAAAUCCUGCCAGACGAAAUCGCUGAGCGACAAGAUGCUGCUUUAUUGGAUGAUGACCCUGGGGACUGUUUUCUCACAUCGUCCAGACCGAUUAAUGGCUCUCAAGAGGUAUUCGCGAACGGCUCGGUAUGCAGUGGAGCAUUACCAUCACGGUCCAUCCCUGCAACUCGCCCAAAGCCGACUUAUAAUGAGUCUUUGGUAUUAUGCUAUAGGCGCACCGGUUGAGUGCUGGGAUUCUGUGGGCGCAGCAGUUCGAACAGUCUGCGGGCUGCGAUAUAACGUUGAAUUGGGCGGAGUUUUCGUGGAGCCAACCCGAGUAUGCGAGUACGGAUUGCAUCCCCAGGCGUUGAUUGAGUGUCGACGUCGGACUUUCUGGGUUGCUUUCUUGAUGGAUCGCUUCUCGGGUUUCCACUCACCAUCCCCGACCUUUAUUUCUUCUCAAAUGAUUCUUCUCCGACUGCCUUGUCGAGAAGAGAUUUAUGAGGCACAGCAGUAUGCGACAGUGCCCUACUAUCAAGGCACUUUUGACCACGCACAAACGUCAUCGGACGAUGGCCUGUCAUCUCUGAGUCCAAUGGCAUUUUUAGUAGAGAUCGCCUCUCUCUUGGGCGAAGUUUCGCACAAUAUUUUCCGAUUAUCCCUUAACUCGAGCGAGACCUACGGCAGAUUGUUCGAUGAAUUUUAUAUGACAGUCGCUCAACGGUCGAACGAGUGGGCCGCAAAACUCCCCGACCAUCUGAAAUCCACGGCCACGAACCUGGAGACAAGUAUCCGAGCGAAGAAAGCGGAUACGUUCAUGUCCAUCCAUUUGAUACACCAUGCUACGCUGAUGAAAUUAAACCGACAUGUCCGAUAUCUGGAUCUUCCACCUGGCACGGUGGACCAAUACGUCCGUCGAGCCAGACACCACGCAGUAGAGAUCCUCCAGAUGUCUGUCGCCUUGAAUCGGUAUGCCUCAGACUACGAGUCCGCACGACUUGCCAUGGAACCAACACCCCCGAAAACGACAAUGCUGAACCCCUUCCUGGGCUAUGUGAUUCUGUCUGCAGUGGAUGUCGUCAGUGCCGGGGGCCUAAUAGGCGACCUGCCCGAGAGCAUCAGCCUCAUCAAAGGUAGCUUGGAUCCAGUCCGGGAUCUAGGCCGUAUCUGGGACGGUGCGUUGUCUGUUGUCUCCCUGAUUGAAACCCGAGUCGACGCCAUGGUCGAGUAUCUGAAUCAUCGGGCGAACUUCGAGGACAAGAUCGGAUUUACCAUGGACAGUCCUUCACUGGAUAGGCAAGUCAGCGCCGGCGUCUCAAAGUACCGUCCUCGUCAACCGGGUUCCGAAGACGAAGACCUCAUGUAUGGUCUACCCCGGGAUCGGUUCUUCAGAGCCUUGGGGGUCGACUUGGCCUUUUCCGAAGACCAUAUCCUCUGGUUCAAAGAAGAUCAUUAG